Bufo bufo (common toad) is the source of this 2115-nucleotide messenger RNA. RefSeq names its product KIAA0513 ortholog. The coding region runs from base 353 to 1573 and encodes 406 amino acids. The record is from RefSeq and is a predicted model, not a curated record. The transcript is spliced from 12 exons. NCBI's taxonomy places the organism in Eukaryota, Metazoa, Chordata, Amphibia, Anura, Bufonidae.
CCGACUACUGACAUGACCUGUAAAUGGAUGAUGGGAUCAGUAGUGGCACGAGCCAGGGGGUAGGUCACCCGUGUCUGAUCGGUGGGGUCUGUGAGCGCCGCGGCCUUCUCCCCGCUCGCCAAGAACAGCGCCGUACAUUGUAUAGCGGCCGUUAUUGGUAUCUAUGAGGCUGAGCUGCACCUAGGUCAUGUGACCGAUUAGCGAGAUCUAAAAACGUCCAGUUGGAGGAGAGCAGCCUUCCUGCGAUGUUUUGGGGGCAGCACUGUGACUGACGGCUGUGCGAAGACGAUAGCGCCCCCCGGAGCUUCUCCGUACUACCCGCUGCUGAGCCAGAGAUAGAGGGACACCAGCCAUGGAGACCCCCGACGUCCCGGUGGGGAACCUGAUAGACCUAGAUAGUGAACCCCUCAUAGUCGCCCCAGAAUGUCCCCCCCAUCUGGACACAGGCGAGCUCCUGGCGCUAGAGGAGGCGACCCCCGAGAACGGGCAGCGGGGGGAGGAGAGCGAUGCCACAGAGUCCGCCGACAGCGACAAUGAAAUGGCGCCCCCCAACCGCCACAGCUGGAACCACUCCCAGCGCUCCUCCUCCGAGUCCUUCUCAUCCAAUCAGAGCACAGAAUCCGCCCAGGAUGAGCAAAUGGCGGAACAGAAGGAGUUUAUCCGGCGGUACGUCCACAAGGUCUUCACCGGAGGGGAGGACGUGGACCAGGAGGAGAAGGCCCGGUUUGCGGAGCUCUGCAGUACGGAGAGCGGGAAGGGAAGGGAAUGGUUUGCGCGGUUCAUCAGCGCUCAGCGCUGCCACUCCAAGUGUGUCUCGGAGCAGACCUUCUACCGGCUGGUGCAGUCCUUCGCGGUCGUGCUCUUUGAGUGCUAUCAGAUGGACGACUUUGGUCCCGCCAAGAACUUGAUGACCAUGUGCUUCACCUAUUAUUACAUAGGUAAACCGCACGUGUCCCCCACGGACUCGCGGGAGAAGCCGGUGAGCACCGGCAGCAUUGACGGUUAUCUGAAAUCCGCCAACAGCUGGCUGGCCGAGAAGAAGGACAACGUGGAGCGGCUGCUGCGGACCACCUCCGUCACCACAGAGAACAUGAAGGGCUUCUUUGGGGGUCUGGAGAGCAAAUUAAAGGGGCCCCUCUCCAAGAAAAAUGAGCAAAGUGACGAGCCGCCGAGGGAGAAGCCGUCCAUUGACAUUCCCCUGCAAAGUCCAGAUGACAAGAAGGGAGAGAAGAUUUACCUCUACUCACACCUAAAGCAGCAGCCUAUAUGGCACACGCUGCGGUUCUGGAACGCUGCGUUUUUCGAUGCUGUGCAUUGCGAGAGGAGGAAGCGAUCACCCACAACCCGAGAUAAGUGGUAUCACAUGACGCAGGAGGAGCGCGACGACAGCCUGCAGUUUAACGAGAACAUCACGUUCGGACAGCUGGGGACCUUCACACACAACAUGUUGGCCUUCGGACUCAGUAAGAAGUUGUGCAGCGACUUUCUGAAGAAGCAGGCGGUGAUCGGGAAUCUGGAUGAAGAGAAGUUCAAGCAAUUGACGGACUACAUUGAGCGGACGGCGGUGGAGUAGCGGACGGCGGUGGAGUCCAGUAUUGGAGAGAGCGCUGAGAUGAGGCUACCUGCAUGCUUCUCCUACCACUGCCCUAUGACCUCUCCGACCUGUGCCCAUGGGGCGUCCCUGCGCAGGUGGGGGGCGGCAGCGGCAAUAACUGUAGAGUCUUUAUUUUGUCUACUCCAAGUGUUUUAUAGAAGUGUUCAUUGUCCGUGUAGCGGGGGAGGGGAGGACCGCGCCGGUUACAGAGGAGACGGGAGAAUCUCUUUAUUUUUUUACAAGCGUGGCGCUGCCCGUCCCCUCCCCCGCUGGGUGUUGUGGUCCAGUUUGCGGCCGGGCAGCGUUCCCUGGUAUUUCUAGCCUCUAGAGCAGAGUAUAUAUAAUAUAUACAGUAUAUAGAUGUAUAUUUAUUACCUAGGACGUAGAGCGGAUAGAGAAUAUAUAUUUAUUUUUUACACAUGUGGGCGGCUGGAAUGGACCCUGAUCUAAGGGCCACAGCACAGACUCCAGUCAAAUAUUAACCCCUCCCCUCCCGACAGUCAUACGCUAUGGUGGCCACA